This is a messenger RNA of Saccoglossus kowalevskii, 1422 nucleotides long. Its product is annotated as endoglucanase-like. The record is from RefSeq and is a predicted model, not a curated record. Lineage: Eukaryota; Metazoa; Hemichordata; Enteropneusta; Harrimaniidae.
AUGUUUCCGGGAAGGAGAGGUGUCGAGGUGGCGUGUCGUGCGGGACCGUAUGACUAUGGUGAUGCUCUCCAAAAAUCGAUAUUGUUUUUUGAAGUUCAGCGGUCAGGGUAUCUCGACAAGAACCGCGUACCGUAUCGGUCUCAUUCAGCAAUGGGCGACAAAGGUCGGGCAGGUGAAGAUUUGACAGGUGGCUGGUACGAUGCCGGGGAUCAUAUGAAAUUUGCGUUACCGAUGGCAUCGUCGACAACUAACUUAGCAUGGGGCAUGUUGAUGUAUAAAGAAGCGUACGAACACCUUCAAAUAUGGGAUGAAGCUCUUAUUCAGUUGAAAUGGCCGUUAGAUUACUUUAUUAAAUGUCAUGUGACACGCGAAGAAUUCUAUUUUCAGGUUGGUGAUGGAGAUUUGGAUCACGCAUACUGGGGGCGCCCUGAACAAAUGGAUAUGGCAAGGCCAUCAUACAAAGUAGACAAAGAUACACCAGGUUCCGAUGUUGCUGGCGAGACAGCAGCUGCAAUGGCUGCUGGGUCUGCGAUUUUCCAAGAAUCUGACCCUGAAUACGCCUCCACACUAUUACAACAUGCUAAAGAGCUGUUUGAGUUUGGAAUGACAUACCGAGGUACAUAUCCCAACAUGGGAUUUUACGGGUCAUCUAAUUAUGGAGAUGAGCUUGCCCUAGCUGCAUGUUUUCUGUACAUCGCCACCAGUGAUUCUGUUUAUUUAAAUGAAGCUGAAAAGUUGUACAAAGAGUUCAAUCUUCAUGAACUUGCCUGGUCUUAUUCGUGGGAUGAAAAGAAACCUGCAGUACAGUUGUUGCUGACUGGUCUGACGGGAAAUUCAGGGUAUGACUAUCAGACUGACUUUACAUCGUUCUUAAAUGAAUGGUUGCCAGGUGGUAGUAUUCCUUACACGCCGAAGGGUUUGGUUUAUCGUGAUCAGUGGGGACCACUCCGUUAUUCAGCUAAUGCGGCAAUGCUUGGUCUGAUAGCCGCGGAUUAUGGAAUACGUCAAUCAGCAUACCGAGAUUUUGCAUACAGUCAAAUUAAUUACAUGCUUGGUGAUACUGGGAGAAGCUACGUGGUUGGGUUCGGAAAUUCCCCUCCUCAAAGACCUCAUCACAGAUCCAGCUCCUGUCCUGAUUAUCCUGCAAAAUGUGACUGGGCACAAUACUCAAGUCCAAGUCCAAAUCCACAAACAGCCUUUGGUGCAUUGAUCGGAGGCCCUGACAUAAAUGAUAAUUUCGUGGAUGACAGAACAGAUUUUCGAUCUAACGAAGUGGCAUGUGACUACAAUGCUGGAUUCCAAUCAGCACUUGCUGGUAAAGUACGGUUCUUCUGGACAUCAAAGGUAAACUUUCAUAUACUCAUCAAAGAAUCCCACACAGAGCAAACACCUCAUGUAGUAAUUGUAGUAGUGUUUAUUUGA